Magallana angulata is the source of this 6508-nucleotide messenger RNA. RefSeq lists its product as uncharacterized. The transcript is spliced from 9 exons. The record is from RefSeq and is a predicted model, not a curated record. The coding region runs from base 671 to 1552 and encodes 293 amino acids. NCBI's taxonomy places the organism in Eukaryota, Metazoa, Mollusca, Bivalvia, Ostreida, Ostreidae.
AACUGAAUGAUCUCAACUAAAAAGUUUAGUAACAGUUAUAAAUGGAUAGGAUUUAUUUGCACUGUAGCCUUAUGGGGUAGGGUAGAACCAAUAAAUGUUUUAAGGUAUUUCAAUUUAAAAUCUAGCUAUCGUGUAAAACUUGUAAACAAACAUUCACCGCUUCGUCAAAUUUAAGUUCUGAGUCUGUGGAAAGCGAGACUAUAGUAUAAAACUAAAUCGAUAUAAGUUCCUUAAUUUUAACAGCAAUAAAAUUAAGAUCUGUAUAUAACACAAACUAAAACCGGCAAACAUUAACACAACGAUUCAAAAUGAAACUAAAUCGACGCCCCCUAUCGGUAGCGGUUAUCAACGUGACGCUUUACCAGACUCUCUGCUCGUCGGAGAUAUACUGAGACAGCCGAGCGUCUGGUUGAACGAGACUACUGAGCCUCUUGUUUCUCUUUCGGUAUGGGAUUCCCUGAAAUUCGAACAGGAAGUGAAAUGCAAUUUUCAUAGUUGCAGUCGAAAACAACAUUACCAUCAAAAUAGCGAGUGAGUAAGCUACUACACAUAGCUGUAGUCUUACUUAUUUCGUCGACUGUAACUGGACAGUGCAUUUAACACAUUGGAGGAGUCAACGGCAACAGAAAAAAAUUUGUCAAAUGACAAUCCUGCUCCUGCUUCAAAAGCGAUGUCUGCAAUCAAUCCAUUUGAUGAAGACUCCACGCCUUCAGAUUUGUCAAAUGACAAUCCUGCUCCUGCUUCAAAAGCGAUGUCUGCAAUCAAUCCAUUUGAUGAAGACUCCACGCCUUCAGUGCACGUGCUGAUGUACAAUUUGGAGGAAACUGCGCUUUGUCCACCAAUCCCUUUAGAAGAGAUACAGGACAUGUUCGAGCGUAAUGGAGUGAUAGCUGGUCUUCAGAAGUGGGAUAUAUGUAUGGUCCCAUUUGGUGUGGAAGGCAAGAUGCAUCGAGCCUUAAUACUUGGUCUAUCGGAAAAUCUAGAGGAACUACAAAGAGAAUAUCAUACAAUGAUGGAAAAGAAGGAUUUGAGACAACCACAGCAAGCUGUAAACAGAACGAUGCACGUGCUGGUGUACAAUUUGGAGGAAACUGCGCUUUGUCCACCAAUCCCUUUAAAAGAGAUACAGGACAUGUUCGAGCGUAAUGGAGUGAUAGCUGGUCUUCAGAAGUGGGAUAUAUGUAUGGUCCCAUAUGGUGUGGAAGGCAAGAUGCAUCGAGCCUUAAUAGUUGAACUAUCGGAUAACCUAAAGGAACUACAAAGUAAAUAUCAUACAGUGAUGGAAAAGAGGGCUUUGAGACAAGCACAGGAAGUAGCAAACAGACCAGGUAAAUUUGGGAAAAUUAUUAAAUUCGUAGUUGGGGGUGCAGUGAUUGUUGGUCUUGCAGCAGUAGCAGGACCACGUGCUGCAGGAAGAUUAUCUGGUACUGGUGUGAUUGUAAAUACUGGGGAGUUGUCGACUGCAAAAUUAGUAGGGACUGCUGGGAUAGAGAUUGCCUCCAACGCGAUGAAUUUUGCUGCAAAGAGUAUCUUAACUCCUAGACUCGGUUAGAAAUCUGGAUCAGAAGAAAGAAGCUGAGUACCAGUGUAAUAUCUGCUUGGACGGUGAAAUGUACAACGACAACCUGUUUGUGCCCUGUUUAUAAUAGUGUAUUUGAAGAAAUAACGCAGACCCAACAAGUCAUAGGAAAGAAGUUGCUGUAAACUGUUAUCAUAAUGUUUGUUUUGUUGUUUUUGUUUACGAAUACAUAUACAUGUACAUUGUAUAGUCUGUCCCAAUAUCAUUAUACAGCACAUUUGGAUGAUUUGUAAUAAAAAUACACAUACCUGUGAAAGAAGUUCAAUUGAAAUAGUUGAAAGGAAUAAUUUCCAAAUUAAAGAUAAUUUCAUUGACACAUUAUCAUCUUUCCAAUGGAAAAAUUCACAGGAACGAAAACAGCUUCCUUACGGAGAUUUAUAAUGGGGAAUGUUUACAUCUUUUCUCCAUCCGGAAUACACUCAGAAUACCUCGCGCAAUUUUUCAACGUUAUCAUCCGGGCUUGCUGCGAUACAAAAUCGUAGACAUCACAUUUUUAGCUCACCUGAGCUGAAAGCUCAAGUGAGCUAUUCUGAUCACAUUUUGUCCGUCGUCCGUUUGUCCGUCCGUCUGUUCGUCCGUCCGUCCGUCUGUAAACUUUUUACAUUUGAACUUCGUCUCUAAAACCGCUUAUCCAAUUUCAACCAAAUUUGGCACAAAGCAUCCUUAUGGGAUGGCGAAUAUAAAUUGCAGAAAUAAAAGUCCGAUCUGUAUUCAAAGCGGAGAAAACCUUGAAACUGUAGAAAAAGGGGGGUGCAUUUUUAAAAAUCUUCUUCUCAAGAACUACUGAGUUCAAUUCAACGUAGUUUAGCAUAAAUUAUCCUUAUGGGAAGGAAAAUAUAAAUUGCAAAAAUUAAGGUCUAAUUCUGUUUCAAAUCUGAGUUAUUACGAAAAUAAUGAUAACGGAAAGGCGUAUUUCAGCUUCGGUUCGGUUCGGCAUCCGGUAAAAUGGGUAGGCAAGACUUGGCCUGGUCAAAACAAAAGAUUGGCAGUUAUUAAUCUGCCAAUCUCAUUAAAAUUUCAGGAUAUUUGAUGGACCAGUAAUAUUUGUAUUCGCUGUAAAUAUUGCCGCAAAAUAAUGCGUAUUUGGAAUUGACGAUUGCCGAUCUGCCCCGGCUUUUAUUUUGCCACGGCCCGGGUUUGCAUACCCAUUUUACCAAGACUCGUAUUCCAUACUUCUAAAACGAGGUUCUUUGUUUAAAGCAGCCAUGACAUUAUACGAAAAAGGGUCGAUCUGACUAUGAUGAAUUUGUUAUGCAACAGUUCGCGUAUGAAGGGAAAUUUUUGAAACAUGCAAAAUAUAUUGGUGCCGAUUUUGUGAAGUAAAUUGAGGCUAAAUAUUUCAAUGCGUUGACAGAUUUCACACAUGAUGUUGGUGUUAGCUUUUUCUGAUUUUCGUUUCGUUUUCAUUAUUUAUGCUUUGUAAUUUAACCUGGGAACUCUUGUAUUUCGUGAUUUGUACGUAUCAAUUCAAACAGAGACUUCGGUAAAUCAAACAGUUAACUGUUUACCUGCGCAAAUUAAGCAAAAUCUGAUGUAUCAAAAAAGUACUGAAAUACAAUUCAUUCUAUCGGUAACUCGGCAUUAUCUUUUGCAUAAUGGUAGAUUAAUGCAAUAGGUUUUUUUGAGAUCGAUGCUCGGCAUUUUCUCGAGUUUAUUCAGUUUAAAAAGAGUUUGAUAUUGCUGACGGAAAUAUGUAGGUAUAUAUACGUGUAUAUAUAUGAUUCAUUUCGAAAAAAUAAAUUGUGUUCUUUAUUUGUUAUAGUGCAUGCAUGUUUCUUGUGUUUAAUUGUUUACAAUUUCUAUUUACUAACCAUAUUUGAGUGUUAAGCUUCGAUUUAUAAGCAAGAUACAGAGAUUUGCUCACAAUUCUAUGUUUGUACACAGAUCUUUAAAACUAAAGAUUAAAAAAGUAGAUUAAAAAAGUAAAAGAUUUGUCAAUAUUUAUUAAGAAAAUUUUCAAAGUCUGUUCUUCCAGAAACCAAUUUUAACAACUUAUUGUAUUGUAAACUUAACCUUUUUUCGUCAUUAUUACUCCUACUGUACAUGUGAUCCUUGACUGUGUUUGUGUACAUUUGUAUAAACUGAUUUUGAACCUUAAAUACCAAUGAACUGGUCUUGAGUGGAUAAAAGAAUUGAAAAUCUUGGGCCAUUCUUUUUUUCCAUUUUAAAUGCUGAAUAGGAAAUACCAAGUUAAAAAUCUUAAGCUGAAUGUAAUAAACUCAUGUCAACAAAAUAUGACUCAAACCUAGGAAAACUGUGAGCUCUGUAUCUUGCUUAUAAUUCUACGAUUGACGCUGAAAUUUUGGUUGAAAUAUACAUAUAAAUUAGAAAUUCUAUAUGAAUUAGAGUAUGUUAAAUACUUGUACAAACAAAAUAAAAGAAUGAUAUUCUGUAUAUACCUACUCCCUGGGGCCCCCUCAUUAUACAAUAAAUAAUGUGAAAUCUACAUCAAUUUUGAUAGUUUUUCAGACACGAGUAAAUAAAAACGACAUCUUUAAAACAGUUUCCAUAGUUCUGACACAUUUCUGUUAUGGGGAUAAAAUAAUUAUCGCUAUUCCUAAGAAAAUAUCACAGCGGAAAAUUAUCCUGGUUUGUACGUGAGGUAAAUAACAGUCAUUUAAUUAUAAUGGAGAAGACAAAUUGAAUUUUUGAAUGUUUCAAUUUGAGGAAUUGAGCACAUUGAGGUACAAUUUUCUUCUUCACAUCCAUACAUGUAGGAUUUUUUAAAUAAAAUACAAUAACUAUUAUAUAUUUUUUUUAAAUACAAUAACAAGUAAGUAGUUGAUGAAAAAAAUGUACCUAUUUGCUCUCAUAUAUUUCGAUCGCUUUACAAAGUGUGGGGGGGGGGGGGCAGAACAAAUAUAUAGGGAAUUGGAAGUUAACAACUUAACAGUGUACCCCUACCGAAUGUUUAGUUUUAUAUCUUGCGUAGGCUUUUCUUAUUCUGGUAAAAAAUAGUAUUUCAUGAAGGUACAAUGUCAAAGAUUACGUGUAUGCAAAAAUAAGUGUAAAAUUCGAAUACUUGACAAUAUUCAUUUUUUGUUAUUCUACCGAGGGACCAUAUGGCACAAUAUCUUUUGAACGCCCACUGUUGCUCAGGUGAGCGAUGUGGCCCCAUGGGCCUCUUGUUUAGCAUUGCAAUGAAGCCUGAUAAGCUAACAGGGGCAUUUUGACUCAGAAAUAUUGGAAAUGUUCAUACCUUUGAAUGAACUUCGUUUUAACCCUGAGGUAUUUAUAAUCCAGGAUAUCUUGGGGCAGAGUAUAAUAACUUAUUUGUCGAAAUGAUUUUCACGGGUAGGUAAAGGCAACUCCGUGUUCAUUAAUUGUUUAUUCCGAUGAAAACAAUGGCUUAUGUUGGAUAUCAUUUGAAACUAUCGUGCCAUGGUAUUUUUUUAAGCUUUACAAAUUUUAAAAAGUGUAAUACUUCAAUAAUGUUCGUAAUUAUUUACCCAAAACACUCUCAACUACUAUAACUCCGUUCAUGAGAGUCUUGACGUCAAAACGACCUUUUCCGUACAGUGAUAUUGAAUUGGUUUUACUAUUUCUUUUUUUAACAUUUUUUGCGUAAUAUUUCGAUAAUCAUAAUUAAACCUUUUGAAUUUCCGUACAUGUAUAAUGUUUGUUUUCGUUCCUGUGAAAUUCUCCGGGUAAUUUAAAACAGAUGAUGCAUCAAUGCAGAAAUCUAGGGUCUUUGGAUCUUUUCCCUUUUAUCGAUUUAAGUUUAUUGAUAGGUAUAUGUAAGUUUCUUUUUUUUAAUUAAAAAUUAUCAAAAAGUUAUGGAAGCAAUAAAUUGGGAAAGACUCAAAUUAAAAAUCGAUUGUAAAUAUGCAUCGUGUAACCACCUCAAAAUUUGAAUCCAAUCGAUCUGACUUGUGCAAAUCAUUUGAAAAUCGGAUGAAAAUUGCAUCGUGUGACCGCUACUUUAUACGCAAUACAGGAAAAUUGAUGGGAAAAAAUUAAUUUCGAAUAGUUUCCAAAAACAUUGUAUGGCUGAAUUUUUAAAAUAAGGGUAGAGAUAAUGUUAAAAAUGACAAAUUUUAUCAAUAAGACAUCAGGCUGCUUAUUGUGACGUCAUAUUGAUGUGCGGAUUUUUUUUCCAUUGAUCGCUGAGAGUAGCCUUAUCAUACCCGCGUAGUUAAAUUCGCCUACCAGUAAGUUUUAAGAAAUCUUUCUGUUAAGGAGGCUGGAUGGUCAAUAAAUUAACCAUUACACUUGUUAAAAUUUCAAGAAUGAAUUGUUUUGCUAUAAACAACUAUUUAGUAAAGAAUAAAUCCAUAUUUUUCACCUUUUAAUUUUGGGUAUUUUCCAAUAAUUUUGUUGAGAGCUCUCCUUCUAAAGGAGAUCAAUACAGUCUAAAAACUGCCACGAUCAUCGAGCCCUCUUAAUUAGUUUAAUGUUUGUUUGACAUAAUCCUUCAUUUGUAAAUAGAUAAAAAAAAUUCUUGCUGUAAUUUGAUUUGUAUAUGAUAUCAAUAACUUUUGCUAAUAUAGGUGAACGAGAGUAGAGUUCAAUUUUGCUUGGAUCCAUACAAUUUUUCAUUACUAUUUCGAUUACUAAUACGUAGUUUGAUAGAAUAAUUCUUUGAAUAUUACACAUCAUGACUGAUAUUGGGUUUUCACGAAAUCCCUGUAGGAUUCCGAUUAUAAAAAUGUGCUUAAUUUAAAUACUUAUAGGAAUUUACUUGCCACGCAAAAUAACAUAUCGUUGAUUUUAAAAUAAAUAAUAAUCGAUAAAAUCAACUCCCGUCAAUACUUUGAUUGAGAAAGGUUUUACUGAAUGAAUAUUUGACUAACUUGAUAUUGCUAUUUUUGUUUACAAUGUUUCGAGAAUUAACAUGUAUAUCUUUAUAAAGUGUGUGCUUAUUUCAUUUGAUGUGUCUGUUCUUUAAUGAAAUUAAAUGUUUUUAAAUUGCUGUGUCGCUUUAACUUC